Molecule: messenger RNA, 1389 nt
Organism: Psammomys obesus (fat sand rat)
Lineage: Eukaryota; Metazoa; Chordata; Mammalia; Rodentia; Muridae
Gene: Pdcd10
Product: programmed cell death 10
Exons: 9
Coding region: 349-987 (212 amino acids)
Biological process (GO): regulation of Golgi organization; positive regulation of MAP kinase activity
Cellular component (GO): FAR/SIP/STRIPAK complex; Golgi apparatus
Molecular function (GO): protein kinase binding
Source: RefSeq, a predicted model, not a curated record
ACUCCUGCUCGGCAGGAUUCCGGACAACGCCUGGUUCCUCUCGGGUCCUUCCGGCGUCGCCGGAGUGAAUUGAUCCGGGAGUUGGAGACGGUUCCAAAGGUGGGCAGUGGAAGUCGGUGCCUCGGUUGCCGGCCCUUUUCUGGGAUCAGAAGAACCUUUGUUUCUCUGUGUUUCCAGUUAUUAUGGUCUUUUUUUUAUCGGGACUUUUUAAGUAAAAGGAGAGAUUGCUGUUCUUUUUUUUGUGCACCAUUCUUUAUUGCACACACAUAAAAAGGGGACGAAAUUCUGCAGUGAAUGAAGAUUCCUUUGCAUUUUAGCAUUGCUUUUUCUACUGUAGUUGGCUUUUGAAUGAGGAUGACAAUGGAAGAGAUGAAGAAUGAAGCUGAGACCACUUCCAUGGUUUCUAUGCCUCUCUAUGCAGUCAUGUAUCCUGUGUUUAAUGAGCUGGAACGAGUAAAUUUGUCUGCAGCCCAGACUCUGAGAGCCGCUUUCAUUAAGGCUGAAAAGGAAAAUCCAGGCCUCACACAAGACAUCAUUAUGAAAAUAUUAGAGAAAAAAAGUGUAGAGGUUAACUUCACAGAGUCCCUUCUUCGUAUGGCAGCUGAUGACGUGGAAGAGUACAUGAUUGAACGACCAGAGCCAGAAUUCCAGGACCUGAAUGAAAAGGCACGGGCACUUAAACAGAUUCUCAGUAAGAUUCCAGAUGAGAUCAAUGACAGAGUGAGGUUUCUGCAGACAAUCAAGGAUAUAGCUAGUGCAAUAAAAGAACUACUUGAUACAGUGAAUAAUGUUUUCAAGAAAUACCAAUACCAGAACCGCAGGGCACUUGAACACCAAAAGAAAGAAUUUGUAAAAUACUCCAAAAGUUUCAGUGACACUCUGAAGACAUAUUUUAAAGAUGGCAAGGCAAUAAAUGUGUUCAUAAGUGCCAACCGGCUAAUUCAUCAAACCAACUUGAUACUUCAGACCUUCAAAACUGUGGCCUGAAAGUUGUAUAUGUUAAGAGAUGUACUUCUCAGUGGCAGUAUUAAACUGCAUUUAUCUGUAAAUUUUAAAGUUUGACUGUAUAAAUUAUCAGUCCCUCCUGAAGGGAUCUAAUCCAGGAUGUUGAAUGGGAUUAUUGCCAUCUUACACCAUAUUUUUGUAAAAUGUAGCUUAAUCAUAAUCUCACACUGAAGAUUUUGCAUCACUUUUGCUAUUAUCAUUCUUUUAAGAAUUAUAAGCCAAAAGAAUUUACGCCUUAAUGUGUCAUUAUAUAACAUUCCUUACAAGAACUGUAAAUAUUGGUGUUUGUUUCUGACAUUUUAACUUGAAAGCGAUAUGCUGCAAGAUAAUGUAUUUAACAAUAUUUGGUGGCAAAUAUUCAAUAAAUAGUUUACAUCUGUUAAA